Molecule: messenger RNA, 1668 nt
Organism: Auxenochlorella protothecoides
Lineage: Eukaryota; Viridiplantae; Chlorophyta; Trebouxiophyceae; Chlorellales; Chlorellaceae
Product: Serine/threonine-protein kinase STN8, chloroplastic
Exons: 15
Coding region: 1-1668 (555 amino acids)
Biological process (GO): protein phosphorylation
Molecular function (GO): protein kinase activity; ATP binding
Source: RefSeq, a predicted model, not a curated record
AUGACAGGCCUUUCGGCGAUCGCCGCAGCCCUGAUCCUGGCUGCGAUCGCUGAGAGGGGCGGGUCGGUGGAGGCGCUGAAGUCUGCGCCAAAGGUGGCUGCCUCGGCGGUCAAGAAAGCGGCGUCCAGGGCCAAAUCUGCCUCCAAGGCCGGCAGUAAGGCGGCCAAGGAGGCCGCUAGCUCGGCCGUGUCGGACACCAAGCAGGCGGUCAAGGAGGUGACAAAGUCCACGUCACCCUUCAGCCUGAAGAAUAUCCGUUCUCGCCUCUUCGACCAGAAGCAGGCUGGCGACGUGCCGGAGCCUGACCCGGUGUCCAGCCCCUCCCUGCUGGGAUCUGUCCCAGAGAAGGAUGCCCCUAAGACGGAGAAGCCCCGGUCCGGGGGUCUGCUGGGGAUUGGAGGGGAUGCUGUCGCCUUUGCCUCCCUCCAGCCCUCUCUGUUUGGGGUACUGCGUCUCUCAUUCACCUAUUACAUUCUACUGGCCCAGCCGAGUCCCUUGCUCGGUCUGCUGGACUUUUAUGUCUCCACCCCCCUGGCAAGACUGACGCAGCAGCGCUUCACAGAAGAUGACUUCACACUUCGAGAUCGGCUGGGUGGUGGCAACUAUGGGCAAGUGUACGAGGGGCUGCUCUCCGCCAACAAGGUCCCAGACCUGUACUCCUCUGCGCUCAGCCUGGAGCAGGAGAAGCGGCGGGUGGUGCUGAAGAAGGCCAACCUCGACAACUCGGGCAUCCGCACCAACUUCCUGAAAGCAGCGCUGGUCUGCACGGCACCAUGGCCCGGGGGGCAGGCGAGACCGGGCGAGGUGGAGAGCUACAUGAAUCUCCGCAUCUCGCGCCACCCAACGGUGGCGCGCCGCGUCGCGCGCUACCUGGGCCAGUUCGAGGUGGCCGGGGCCAGCGGCGCAUUCACCCGGGGGACGCAGUGGCUGGUGUGGCGCUUUGAGUCGGACGCCACCCUGGCAGAUGCCAUGGCCGGCCUCCUGGAUGGCGGGAUGGAGACCAGUCUGGGCCGCAUCAUGCUGGGGCCACGCUCAGACUCCAUGCCGGACCAGAAGCGCCAUCUGGCACUGACCAAGGCCGUCAUGCGGAAGCUGCUAAAAGCGCUGCAACGGCUGCACUCUCUGGGUAUCGUGCAUCGAGACGUGAAGCCGGACAACGUCCUUGUGACCAGCAAGGGAGACAUCAAGAUCAUCGAUUUUGGGGCGGCGUGCGACCUGAGCACUGGAGUGAACUUCAACCCCCUCUACGGCAUGCUGGACCCUCGAUACGCUGCACCUGAGCAGCUGGUUCUGCCAAAGGCCGUCCCAAGGGUGCCAGCACCCUUUAUUGCUGUGCUCCUGGCCCCAUUCCUGUGGAGGCUGGGAAGGCCAGACCUCUUUGACUCGUACGCUGCCGGCAUCAUCCUCCUCCAGAUGUCGAUCCCUCAGCUGCGCUCCGCAGGCUCCCUCAAGGCCUUCAACAAGGAACUCGCAGCCGCCGAUUACGACCUUGAUUUGUGGAGGAGGCGGUCCAUGCGAGUACAGGCAUGUGACUUUGAGGUGCUGGACGCAAAUAACCAAGCAGGCUGGGAUCUGGCAUGCAAGUUGGUGUGCAAGCGCAAUGCCGUAUAUCGUGGAAGGCUGUCCCCUGGAGAGGCAUUGCGUCACAGGUUCCUGCUGCUCUCUUGA